AUGGCGCCCAAAAUCGCCCUCAUCAUCGGCGCCGGCCCAAACAUCGGCGCCGCCCUGGCCACGGCCUUUGCCGCAAAGGGGUACAAGGUCGCCAGCGCGUCUCGCACGCCGCACGUCUCCAGCGGCACGCUACACAUCCCCGUCGACCUGAGCAAGCCCGAGACGGUGCCGGGGGUGUUUGAGACGGCGAGGAAGGAGUUGGGCGGCGAGGUCGGGGUCGUGGUGUAUAAUGCCGCCUUCUUCCGUCCCGACCCCGCGGAUCCGCUCUCUCAAUACGCGCCAGAGUCGAUCCAGGUCUACCACGACUCGCAGUCCGUCAACGCAACCUCGGCGCUCGUCUCACUGCACGAAUCCGUCAAGGCGUUCCGCAACCUCCCCGCCGGCGGCGAUGCGUCCAAGACGUUCAUCUUCACGGGCAACAUGCUCAACGUCAAGACGUUGAAGAACAUGUUGAACUUCGGGCUGGGCAAGACCGUCACGGCGUACGCGAUCCGGCAUCUGGUUGAGCAAAAGGUCUACACUGACGAGGGGAUCAAGUUCUACUACGCCGACGAACGAAACGCCGAAGGCCUCCCGGUCGGCAAUGCCGUCUCCGGCGAAGCUGCGGCAGACGAGUACGUCAAGUUGGCCGAGCGAUCGGACCAGGGCCCGUGGCUGUACACGUUUGUCAAGGGGACCGGGUACAAGGACUUUGAGAAGGCGAGUCAUUUGUAG
Messenger RNA from Fonsecaea nubica, 714 nucleotides. RefSeq lists its product as hypothetical. The transcript has 3 exons. NCBI's taxonomy places the organism in Eukaryota, Fungi, Ascomycota, Eurotiomycetes, Chaetothyriales, Herpotrichiellaceae. The record is from RefSeq and is a predicted model, not a curated record. The coding region runs from base 1 to 714 and encodes 237 amino acids.